ACAUGUCUUUAACUGUGGCUUUGUUUUAUUAGCUGGACCCUCUGAACUAUCAAUUAUACUCACUAACACGGUGAAUAUAAUUGUGACUGUGUUCAAAUGGUUGAGAGCAUUCAAACAGAGAGAAAGAGAGAGAGGGAGAGAGAGAGAGAGAGAAAUGGCGCAGACAGUGUUUAAUUAGUGGGAUCCAGGUGAAGGUGAUAAUCACUCAUGUGGUGGACACAUUUCACUACAGAGACAAAGGAAAAGUUGAGGUGCACUCAGAUGGAUUAUGCUAUGAAGUCUCUCAGCCUUUUGACUCCAUCCUCCCUCUCCAAGUGUGUGACUGCCAGCAUGUCCGCCAGCGCCUCCAUGACCCAGCAGCUCCUGUCAGGUCGAGCUCCUCGAACGAAACCCUUCAGAGUCACGAAUGCUGACCGGAGCGUGAAGAAGGGCAUCAUGGCCGACACGCUACAAGACCUGAUGAACAAGGCCAGCGACUCGUUGAGCGUCCCGUGUGUCGGUGCGUUGGUUCUGGGUGAAGACGGCACGGGUGUGGACACAGAGGAGUUCUUCCAGACGCUGCCUGACAACACGGUCCUCGUGCUGCUGGAAGAAGGACAGAAGUGGAGCCAACAUCCAAACAGCCCCUCCAGAGAUCAGCUCUGUGAGGAGAGGCCGCCGCACCGGACAGAUGUGGCCAAGCUGACCCUCGACCUCUACAAGAACAACCCCAGUGAUUUCAUUGGCUGCCUGAACAUGAAGGCGACACUGUACGGGGCUUAUUCCGUGUCCUAUGACCUGCGCUGUUAUGCUGCCAAAAAUAUGUUGAAGGAGGCUCUGCGAUGGACCAUCUUCUCCAUGCAGGCCACAGGCCACAUCCUGCUGGGCUCGUCCUGCUACAUCGAGCAGCUGCUGGAGGAGGAGGAGCAGGCAGAGAAGAGCCUGGCGCUGCCACAGGAGAGCAGGAUCAGGCAGCUGCAGAGCAUGCUGCUGGGAAAGAUCUCCUACUGACGAUGGACUGCAUGGCACAGGGGACAUAUUGUCCAAUUCUUAGAUUGAGCGCACAGAUGAAACAAUCGAUAUCUACCUGAUCAUACCACUCAUUCCUGUGCAGUUUGGAAACAUGGCAGAUGUUGCAACAGCUCAUGCCUCACAGACACUUUCUUGCUCUGUUACGUUGUUUUAUCACACACUACAAGUUAUUCCUCAGAAAACGCUUUUACUCACUAUUAUGACAUUUUCCUUUGGAGAUGAAUAAAUAAAACUUUAUUAUUUUCCACACCUGAAGGUUCACUUAAGUCGACUUGCGUGACAUCCACAAGUGCUCUUAGAUGUGCAGUGUUGCCCAUUAGACUGGUGCUUGUGUAUGGUUCCUGGUCACAGUCGGUUUAAUUGGCAACAGGUCCAGCUGGCUCUCCCACGCUUCUCUAAUUGUCCCCAAGCCUGCACUGUCCUGUCAGCUGCAGCCUCUGCCUCCGAGUCGCAGGCGAAUAGAAGGGGAAUAGCAAGCAGCUGCAGGAGGCGAGGGAGGGAAGCGAACCAUUAUACACAGAGAGAGGGGGAGAGAGGCUUCAGCUGGCCACAGAAAUGCCACUUUUUCCAUCUUGUCAUGGAAAGUGGGGGAAAAAAAGCUGGUCAGGUUUUAAACAAAUUGGCUGUCGGACAUAUGAAGCAGAAACCUCUGAUGUGAGGAUUCAGUGGUUAAGAGAUGAAGCGUCACUGUGGCCCAGCGUCUUCUCUUGUCCACUGGUUGUUAGAAGCUGAGUCAGCUGGUCAUUUCUGUUUCAGUCAAUGUUAACAUGAAGUUCAAUAAAUACCCUUUGGAUAACA
This is a messenger RNA of Paralichthys olivaceus (Japanese flounder), 1809 nucleotides long. RefSeq names its product cell death inducing DFFA like effector c (gene cidec). Lineage: Eukaryota; Metazoa; Chordata; Actinopteri; Pleuronectiformes; Paralichthyidae. Gene Ontology annotation, biological process: apoptotic process; regulation of apoptotic process. The record is from RefSeq and is a predicted model, not a curated record.